AUGCUAGAGAAGCUACUGUCAGUACAUUUGCUGCGCCUUAAAGGUCAAGAAUUGGAUUAUUCUGUUGAGACGAGUCUUAAUCCAUUGUCACCUCUGGUGUCGACAAAGUUGUCUCCAUUACCUAAACUACCAUUGAUUGGUCACAUCGCAGAGCCAUUAGAGGGCUCCCUAUCGGAGCCAUUUGUGAAAGCAGUGGUCGUACUUCGGGGUAACGGUAUUACACACGGAGUCAUUCAUUUGGUUCAAGUGGGCGGCGGAGCGACUCAUAUAUCGGGAGCUAUCAUAGGAUUGACUCCACUUUAUUCCCAUGGAUUUCAUUUCCACGAAAAGCCGGUAUCGUUUGGCUGUGAGAGCGCUGGAGAGCACUAUAACCCGACCCAUCAAACACACGGCGGACCCAAUGAGCCCAACGCCCACAAGCCUCUAGAGCCGUUAUAA
Molecule: messenger RNA, 438 nt
Organism: Medioppia subpectinata
Lineage: Eukaryota; Metazoa; Arthropoda; Arachnida; Sarcoptiformes; Oppiidae
Source: the annotation of a GenBank genome assembly